CACAAUUUAUAAAUGGUUGUUCAACACCUGAACCGGCGACAUUGUCUCAUUGUUUCCGACGACCUUGUUCAAUCUUGAUUCCCUUUGACCUGUGUAACCCAAACCUGCAUAAAUCUCGGCCCACGGAAUCACUUCAUUCAAGAUUUUUGGUGUGGUACUGAACCGAUCUUGGUGCUAAAGCACCUCGCCACGUUUUGUCGGUGUUAGCGAAUCCGUCAGGCAUUGAAUACAUGAAAUAUGAGCAUGUGUAUGCGUGCAGGUGUUCGUAUUUGGGUCGGGCCGUUAAGCUGUCAAGUCUGCUGGAGGCCACUCACAAAUUAGCAGUAAAUUAGAAACCUAUUUUGAAUAACCUGCUCCUGGAGAAGAUCGUAAGGAAAUGCGGUUGCACAUACUCGUCGCAGUCGGCCUUUUUUGUCAAGGGCUGGCCGUCCUGGGCGAAGACGUCGAAGUGGUCGAGGCCGUUCCCGGCUCCGAGGAGACCAAAGAGCACAGCAACGAAGACAACGACACGAACCCGGACCAACUCGCCCUCGAGUCCCUGGGCGAGCAGGACCAGCCCCCCAAGAAACUAGCCUAUAACGGCCCGCCACGCGGGCCCAUCAACCUCCCGCCCCGGAACAACCAGCACUACCCCCACAAGCCCUUCAAGAACAACAAGCCGCUCUACGACAACAAAAACGCCUACAAUGGCCCCCCACCACCUCCCCCGAAGCAAGCCAUGGACAAGUACGGCACCUCCGGGGGGGACAUCUGGCCCGCCCCUGUGCCCGACAUGCCCAAGAUCAUCUCGCUCGACGUCAAGUGCGAGAAAAACCUUAUGAAGGUCUACAUCGGGUUCGAUAAACCCUUCUACGGGAUUGUCUUCAGUAAAGGGCACUAUAGCAACGUCCACUGCGUCCACCUCCCGGCUGGCCUUGGCCGCACCUCCGCCCACUUCGAAAUCGGGAUCCACGCCUGUGGCACCUCCGGGAACACCGAAAACGGGCUCUACGGCUACGGGGCCGAGUCGGGUUCCGGCACCUACUUCGAAAACAUCAUCGUGAUCCAGUACGACCCCCAGGUGCAGGAGGUCUGGGACCAGGCCAGGAAACUGCGCUGCACGUGGCACGACCAAUACGAAAAAUCAGUCACUUUCCGGCCGUUCCCUGUGGAUAUGCUGGACGUGGUCAGGACGGACUUUGCGGGUGAUAACGUCGGCUGCUGGAUGCAAAUCCAGGUCGGGAAGGGUCCAUGGGCUAGUGAGGUCUCCGGUUUAGUCAAGAUCGGGCAGACCAUGACCAUGGUCCUUGCCAUAAAGGACGACGACAGUAAAUUUGAUAUGUUGGUACGCAAUUGCAUGGCACAUGAUGGGAAGAGGGCACCCAUUCAGCUCGUCGAUCAAAAGGGGUGCGUCACGCGGCCUAAACUUAUGUCCAGGUUCACCAAAAUCAAGAAUUUCGGGGCUUCGGCCUCAGUGUUGUCCUAUGCGCAUUUCCAGGCUUUCAAGUUCCCGGAUAGUAUGGAGGUCCACUUCCAGUGCACCAUCCAGAUUUGCCGGUACCAGUGCCCGGACCAGUGCUCGGAAUCGAACAACGUGGGCCUGAACGGCAUCCUUGAACUGGCGCACAGCGCGCCCGACGCGGGCUACGGCCCGCCGCCCCCGCCGCCGCUCCCCAUCGAGGCGUACUUGCACGGGGGGCGGCCGCGCGACGAGCGCAGGGUGCGGCGGUCGGUGAAGAGCGACCCGGAGAAGGAAGUGGGCCUGAAUCGGGUCAUUCGAGUGGUUUCCACCGGCGACUUGACCUUCUCCCUCGACGAUAACAACAACACCACCACCAUGGUGUUCCCCGCCAAGGAGGAGCUGUCCGGUCCGGGCCUGAUCUGCAUGACCACGCCCGGGUUCGCGGCCACGCUGGUGGUGCUCCUGGGCAUUCUGAUCAUUUCGUGCCUGAUGUCAGCCUUCCUCUGUGUGCGACUGAGGCCCAAAGCGGCGGGACAUGCGAAAAAAGCGACGACCAAAAGCUGUUUCUACUCGUAAGACGCUCAAUGGCUAGAUUAAGGGCUACAAGCGUGGUCAUGGGACCAAAGCUUUAUUAAUCACUCAGAGGCGAACGGUACGAAUUAAUGAAGCUUUGGGUCGGAAGUUGUGAUCAGGCAUUGUAUCCGACACGUGUAGUUGUAAGGUUACCUUGAAAUUGUUUUUGGAUUUUUUGACUAAAUCACUCGUACGGCAAGUGUAUAGAAUGUGAUGUAAAUACAAUAGUUUGAGAUUUUUGCGGACGGUCGUGGUCGGUUUUGGUUCUAGAAUAAAAAAUUUUAGCCCUAGGUCUAGGUUAGGUAUUUAUUUUAUUUAUUUAUUUAUUUAUCCAAAAGACAAUCAUUGCAGUAUGUACCUGUAUAGAAAUAGUUUGUCGAAAUUGUGUAUUGGUGUUUCAAGCAAAAUGUAUUACAUUCUAGCGAAAUAAAACAACUAUUUUUGUAUAUA
Molecule: messenger RNA, 2464 nt
Organism: Tribolium castaneum (red flour beetle)
Lineage: Eukaryota; Metazoa; Arthropoda; Insecta; Coleoptera; Tenebrionidae
Gene: dy
Product: dusky
Exons: 4
Coding region: 377-2017 (546 amino acids)
Source: RefSeq, a predicted model, not a curated record